AGGAAAAGGAAAAGGAAAAGGAAAAAAAUCGUGAAUCGUGAUCCAACAUAUGUGCCUCAUAUAGAAGAGGAGGGAAGGGCUGUUUCUUCCUCUUCCUCAAUAGCAAUCGAACACCGUACGCACACGGAUCGAGCUCACGCGUCGCUCGAUCGGACUGCUGCUCUAGAAUCUAGAUUCGCGCUCCCUCCCCUUCGGAUCCCCAGUCUCCCCCCCGUCCAAGCGAAGAUGAACAACGCCGAUGUGUCGAAGCAGAUCCAGCAGAUGGUCCGGUUCAUCCGGCAGGAAGCCGAGGAGAAGGCCAACGAGAUCUCCGUCUCAGCCGAAGAGGAGUUCAACAUCGAGAAGUUGCAGCUAGUUGAGGCGGAGAAGAAGAAGAUCAGACAAGAGUAUGAGCGCAAAGAGAAGCAAGUGGAAGUUCGGAAAAAGAUUGAGUACUCCAUGCAGCUGAAUGCUUCUCGCAUUAAAGUUCUUCAAGCUCAAGAUGAUGUGGUAAAUUCCAUGAAAGAAGCAGCAGCUAAGGACCUUCUGAAUGUUAGCCGUGAUCACCGUGUGUAUAAGAAACUUUUGAAGGAUCUCAUUGUUCAGAGUUUGCUGAGAUUGAAAGAGCCUUCUGUAUUACUUCGCUGUCGGAAGGAUGAUGCGCAUCUGGUGGAAUCUGUGUUGGAUUCAGCAAAGGAGGAGUAUGCACAAAAGGCAAAUGUUCAUCCACCAGAUGUUAUAGUUGACCAUCAUGUGUACCUUCCUCCACCUCCUUCUCACCAUAAUGCCCAUGGUUCUUUCUGCGCUGGUGGAGUUGUUUUGGCUUCCCGAGAUGGGAAAAUUGUAUGUGAAAACACCCUAGAUGCGCGCCUGGAGGUUGUAUUCCGUAAGAAGCUUCCCGAGAUCCGCAAGUGGCUCUUUGGUCAGGUUGCUGCGUGAUUUGUUGGACUGUGUUGGUUUCUGUCAUCCGAAUGUUAUUAUUUUUUUUUUCGAGCUUAGGGAUUGGAAUACACCGCCAUAUUUUGCAGUACUACUGUUAUCUUCGAACAUGUUCCUUGCUGUUGUCAUGUGAUGUGUAUGGAAUUGGAGGCGGGGUGAACACAUUCUUCUUGUCAUUCGUAUGAUUAUUGUUUAUUUAAUAAAAUCCAGCAGCUGGUUAUUAUGAGAA
Messenger RNA from Punica granatum (pomegranate), 1147 nucleotides. The record is from RefSeq and is a predicted model, not a curated record. Lineage: Eukaryota; Viridiplantae; Streptophyta; Magnoliopsida; Myrtales; Lythraceae.